Messenger RNA from Sesamum indicum (sesame), 1010 nucleotides. RefSeq names its product coatomer subunit zeta-1. Gene Ontology annotation, cellular component: COPI vesicle coat. Gene Ontology annotation, biological process: retrograde vesicle-mediated transport, Golgi to endoplasmic reticulum; intra-Golgi vesicle-mediated transport; intracellular protein transport. Lineage: Eukaryota; Viridiplantae; Streptophyta; Magnoliopsida; Lamiales; Pedaliaceae. The record is from RefSeq and is a predicted model, not a curated record.
CACCCCACGAUAUGAAUCGCGACGGUUGCCCACCAUAACCAACCAAUAAAUUUAGCUCCAAAGCUAUCAUUAGAUUCAGUGAAUUUUACUUGCUCAAAACCGAAAUUCUUCUCUCAGAAUUGGAUUGCAAUGGCCACCUUUCUCACCCAAGAAGCUUGCCCAGCUAUCAAGAACAUACUUCUGUUGGAUUCUGAAGGGAAGCGUAUAGCUGUUAGGUACUUUUCCGAUGAAUGGCCAACAAAUACUGCAAAGCUUGCUUUCGAGAAGUCUAUUUUUACAAAAACUCAAAAGACAAGUGCCCGCAGUGAAGCUGAGAUAACAAUGCUCGAAGACAACAUUAUCAUCUAUAAGUUUGUUCAAGAUCUGCACUUCUUUGUGACUGGGAGCAUCACUGAAAAUGAACUGAUUCUAGCAACCGUUCUACAGGGCUUUUUUGAUUCAGUCACCCUUCUCCUCAGGAACAAUGUGGACCAAAGGGAGGCACUUGAGAACUUGGAUCUCAUUCUUUUGUGCUUUGAUGAGAUUGUUGAUAGAGGUGUUGUUCUUGAAACAGAUGCUAGUGUUAUUGCUGGAAAAGUAGCCAACCACAGUGUUGAUGAUGGAUCAACACUGUCUGAGCAGACAAUUUCCCAAGCUCUGGCCACAGCACGCGAGCAUUUGACAAGAUCACUUCUGGGAUGAAGCAUCAUCUACUUAUACAGUACAUCCAUACGAAGAAUUGAUUAUAUUUCCUUAUCAUCUUUUCGACAAUGUUCUUCUCAAAAUACGAACGGAUCAUGUUUGAUUCUACGACCACCUCUUGUUCCAUUGAAUGAAUUCUUUAAACCAUUUUUCCAACACUUUGAUAGAUUGCAAAACAAAGGAUGCAGUUCUUCGGGGUCAAGAAUAGCUAGUGUUAUGUGUUUAUAUCCUUGUGUUUGUUGAGUGAAUGGGUUCUGCUUAUUCAAGGUACAUGAAAUUCUUGUGUACUUGAGAUAUUUUUCUUGAAUAAAUUGAUUUCAUUCUAUUAA